CACCAAUCCACACACCGCUCUGAUAAUCCACUGAUCAAUCAUGCCUUUGGUGAGCUUGUUUGGGUCGAAGGGGAGGCUGGUGCUGAGCGCUCUCCUUGUUUGUGCUCUAAUCUUGGAGUUAGCUUGUUGUCAAAAAGAUGCCCAAGAACAGAGGCCCACACCAGGGAGGAAGCCCAAGCCGAACACACCUAAACCUGGGAAAUCAACAAAUAAAGGGCCCAGAGCUUUUACACCCAAACCCAAGAUCAAAGCUACACCUGCAACCCAGGCACAGACCUUCCUCACACAGGUGUUAAACAAAGGGAAGUUUAAGAAGGUGGGAGAAACUAUAAGCGUGCAGACAGGAGAUACUCUGGAGCUAAGGUGCAGGGGCAACCCUGUGCAGUGGAGCGUCCCCUCAUACCUGGACGAGGACGAUGAUGGAAGGCUCAGGACUGUCCAACAUGAGCGAUACGGCCUUCUGACAUUGGUCAACACAACUGGCGCAGACACAGGGGAGUACACCUGUUAUCCCAUGUACUGUGAAGACACAGACUGCAGGAAGGAGUAUGGAAAAGCUGUCAAGGUCUUCGUCUUCUUUCCCGACCCACAAGAACUAUUUGUUCCGUCGUCUGACUACUAUGAAGUGAUUCAGCUGAGAACCAACUGGCCAACGGUCCUCCCCUGCCAGGUGACCUCACCUGAGGCCAAAGUAACCCUGCACCGCGAGUUUCCACCGGUGGAGGUGGCGGUGGAUGGGACGGAGAUCUCCUUUAAUGUCAGGAAGGGCUUCACCAUCCAUCGGCCCCGGCCUUAUCACGCCGGAGCCUUGUACUGUGUGGCCAGUCUGGGCAACCUGAGGCAGAGCUCCACCAAGUACAUGCUCAUCUACGUCAACUACCCAAUGGCUCCUCCUGCCCCAGUGAUCCAGGCCUCAUCGAGUUCAGUGGCUAUCGGGGAAAACCUGCGUGUCAGCUGCAUCGUGUUGGGAGAACAGGAUGUGGCUGUGGAGUUCACCUGGGAAUACCCAGGACAGCAGAUUGGGAGGCCUCUGUACACACAGGAGAGCAUCGGUCCAGUCGGAGGAGGAGCAGCUCGACAGCAGUCUCAGUCUGUUCUCCUGGUGGAUGAGGUGAGGAACGUGGACCAGGGAACAUACACCUGCACCGCUCAGAAUCUGCAAGGAGCCAAAUCAGUAUCCACCACCGUUAAAGUGGUCCCCAAGGCAAAACCUAAGAAACCAUGACCCGCCACAGCUGUAUGACGACGAGAAAAGGAGGGUGGAGAUCAUCCCUCUGUCACAGUAUUAGUUACAAGUAUUUUAUCACCUCUGAAAAGCUGCUGUAAUCACAACAAAAGGUGUUUUCCUCUGAAAUUAUUAAGACACACAGCACUGUUACAAUCAUAACAGAGAUGUUUAGAUGAAUGUAUGCUGUAUAGCUUGUAUAUUGAAUAUUAUA
This is a messenger RNA of Toxotes jaculatrix (banded archerfish), 1439 nucleotides long. Its product is annotated as platelet-derived growth factor receptor-like protein. The coding region runs from base 41 to 1225 and encodes 394 amino acids. The record is from RefSeq and is a predicted model, not a curated record. The transcript is spliced from 7 exons. NCBI's taxonomy places the organism in Eukaryota, Metazoa, Chordata, Actinopteri, Toxotidae.